Molecule: messenger RNA, 633 nt
Organism: Nicotiana attenuata
Lineage: Eukaryota; Viridiplantae; Streptophyta; Magnoliopsida; Solanales; Solanaceae
Product: polyubiquitin-B-like
Exons: 1
Coding region: 1-633 (210 amino acids)
Biological process (GO): modification-dependent protein catabolic process; protein ubiquitination
Cellular component (GO): nucleus; cytoplasm
Molecular function (GO): protein tag activity; ubiquitin protein ligase binding
Source: RefSeq, a predicted model, not a curated record
AUGGUCGAACCAGAUGACACUAUAGGCGCUGUUAAAGCAUACAUUCAAGACGAAAAGGGGAUUCCUUUUAAGAAACAGAAGUUGUUGAAUGAAGAGGGACGAACUCUGAGAGAUUCACACUCUCUUACUUCUCUGGGAAUUAAGAAAUGUUCAACUUUAAUCCUUCGAUAUGCACCUGUAACGCGAAUUAUUGUUAGAAACAUUGUUUCAGGACGCGUUCUUGAGAUAAUGGUAUGGCCUGAUGAUACAAUUGGACAUGUUAUGGCUGUGAUUCAAGAAAAGCAUGGCAUUCGAUUUCAUAGACAGAAAUUAACAUUCUGUGGAAAUGAACAUGGCGAUUCCGAGCGGCUCGCCAACAUUGGGAUUCGAAAUGACAGUAUUUUAGUCGUUAGAUGUAAAUCAGUAACGCAAAUAUUUGUGAUAUAUAAGUUUUCAGGGUUUAUAUUUAAGGUAAUAGUGGACCCUGACGACACAAUUGGAGAUGUUAAGGCUAUUAUUUGUGAAAAGGAGGGAAUUCCAUUUCAUAAACAGAGGUUAAUCUUCAGUGGAAAAGAGUGUAGUGAUUCAGAGCUUCUCACCAACCUCGGCAUUCAAGAUGACAGUGAACUGAUUCUUCAUCAUUUGAGCGACUGA